UUGUAGUUCAACCAUUCAACAUGUUCUCUAAAAUCGUUGUUCUGAGUGCCGUGCUCGCCGUCUCCUUGGCUGGAGUCGUGCCUGUAGCCUACUCCCCUGCUGCCGCCGUCUCUUCCCAGAGCAUCGUCCGCCACGACCAGCCCGCCACUAAGUUGGUCGCUGCUGCCCCCUCUGUCUCCUACCACGCUCCCGCUGUCGCCCUCCACGCUGCCCCCGCCGUCGCUGUCCAUGCCCCUGUCCACUACUCUGACGCCAACGCUGUCUCUUCCCAAAGCAUUGUUCGUCACGACCAAACCAAGCUGGUUGCCCCAGUCGCCAAGCUUGCCGUGUCAGCCCCCGUUGCGUACACCUCCCACUAUGAGCCUGCGCAGUACGCAGCCACCCCCGUCCAUUACGCCGCCCCUGUUGCCAAGGUGAUCGCCCCCGCCCCUAAAGUCCUUGUCGCCGCCCACCAAGAAGAGGAAUAUGCUCACCCCAAAUACGAGUUCUCCUACUCCGUGGCCGACGGACACUCCGGCGACAACAAGUCUCAGCACGAGGCUCGUGACGGCGACGCCGUACAUGGCGAGUACAGUCUCCUGGAGGCCGAUGGCUCCGUGCGCACCGUGCAGUACUCCGCUGAUGACCACAGCGGCUUCAACGCCGUCGUCUCUCACUCCGCCCCUGCCCAGAAAGCCGUCCUCUUGGCUCACCAUUAACUAGUCAAUCGUUAUAAAUUUAGAUAGUAUAUUAUUUAUUGAAAAUAUAUAACGCAAUCAAACAAUA
This is a messenger RNA of Plodia interpunctella (Indianmeal moth), 765 nucleotides long. RefSeq names its product cuticle protein 21-like. The transcript has 3 exons. Bases 21 to 698 code for a protein of 225 amino acids. NCBI's taxonomy places the organism in Eukaryota, Metazoa, Arthropoda, Insecta, Lepidoptera, Pyralidae. Gene Ontology annotation, cellular component: extracellular matrix. The record is from RefSeq and is a predicted model, not a curated record.